Molecule: messenger RNA, 1206 nt
Organism: Leguminivora glycinivorella
Lineage: Eukaryota; Metazoa; Arthropoda; Insecta; Lepidoptera; Tortricidae
Product: zinc metalloproteinase nas-14-like
Exons: 6
Coding region: 398-1066 (222 amino acids)
Biological process (GO): proteolysis
Molecular function (GO): metalloendopeptidase activity
Source: RefSeq, a predicted model, not a curated record
UAUGUAAAAACCACGUAACAAUAGAAAAAUUGUUACUACGACCUAAGGUCUAAAAUAUAUUUCGAUAAGCAAUUGAAAUGAUGCUAUUUCUGUGAUAUUAUUUGUAUAUGUAUAAAUAUAGGCAAAUUAUUUUAUACUGGACUGGAUUUAGAACAAAGUUAUUUAAAAUUGACUGUACUUCAUAAAUAUGUGAUAUAGAUAUAUAACACAUUUUAACCGAUAACUUUAUGCAGAAAGUUAUUGCAAAUAAAACUAUAUACACUCCAUAUGAAACAAAAUCAAUUUCAAUUUUAGCCAUAAAAUCUGUAAUAAAUAUAUGUAAUUUCAAUCUUUUAUCACAUUUUUUAUAUUUAUACAGUGUGAGACUGCGUGUUAUAUUAUUUUGAAUACAAAUAUAAUGCUCUAUGCAAUAUUAUUAUUUUUGAUAUAUUUCGACGUAUCAGAGAGCAAUAAAUUAUGGCCGAAGGGAGUUGUCCAUUACACCAUCAACCCAAAGGAUUAUGACCUCCACUCUCAAGACGAGAUAGUAUCAACAUUCUCAGUGCUAGAGAAGGAGAUUUGCGUCAAAUUCUUCGCUACCCCCCUGAACUACUCCUCCAGUGAGACGCAGAAGGUUCUGUACAUCAGCAACCCGGAAAAACUGAAGAACUGCCCACCGUUGCAGUUCAACUAUAACGGCAGUGUUGUGGACAUGCCGAUUGGCUAUAAAUGUAUAAACAAGAAUGAUAUCGCGAGAAUCACCCUCGAAAUGUUAAAAGCCAGCAUCGACGAGUCGUCACCUCCUAUAAACAGUUACGAUUUGGUUAAAAGGUUUGAGGAACAGGAACUAGCUAAACCUCGCCCAACAAUUCUGACCACCGACGACCGGGACUUUAUAAACGUUCACUACCACGACGAGUGCUCAUCGCUGGCGCAGCGCGCGAGCGUGUUCCCAUCGCGGCGUAGCGAAGGCGUCUCCCUCGCCGAUGAAAACGUGUCGUGGUACACCGCGCGCGCCUGGCCGCAUGCUGUCAUUAUGUUUCUGUGCAGGACUCGUUACGUGACUCUGCAGACCACAAACUCCUAAAAUUCGCCAUGACGCAAAUCGAGCUGGUGUCCUGUGUGGUCUUCCACGAAGUGGGCCCCGACGAUAAGUUCUCCCCCUCCAACCAGCUGAUAUUUAAAGAGGAGGGGGAGGAUGAACCAGAGCUAGGGUUCAAACGGGGA